Molecule: messenger RNA, 1027 nt
Organism: Mya arenaria
Lineage: Eukaryota; Metazoa; Mollusca; Bivalvia; Myida; Myidae
Exons: 4
Coding region: 15-812 (265 amino acids)
Source: RefSeq, a predicted model, not a curated record
GUAGACAUUAACAAAUGGCAAGUGAAGAGGAAGGCCGUGUAGUGGCUCUUAAGAGAUACAAGAUUUUAGCCGGUCUGAUGGGACUGUUGACUGCCGGACUCUUGAUCAUGGGAAUCAUCGCCGUUACCAUGUACCCGGAAAACGGAUUUGGACCACCAUAUUACCUCGGAUGCUUUAUUGUCGGAUGUUUGGGUCUGAUCCACACAAUGGUGUCUACCAGAAUCGUUUCGAAAGGCGGCGAUAUCGACAAUGAUGACAUCAAGAAAAGAGAAAUUCAAAGCACGAUUAAAGGCCACUAUGCGCUGUCCAUAUUUCUUUGCAUCGGCUGUUUCUUCGGUAUAUUCUUCGCCGUCGUUAGUCUAUCUGGGUUUGUAUCCGGUCCAGACGAACCAACUGGAUAUGAGGACAAAGUCGAAGCCCUUUCUGGUAUAACGAUUGCUUGCUGUAUAUUGACGCUAGGUGUUAAUAUAUUUGGCAUACGUAUUGUUAUCACUUAUGGACGCUAUUUUGGUGUGCAUAUUAAUGAUCAUCGAACUGGUGCAGCUGAGACAACAUUUGACACACAAACUGGGGUUUUACAUAAUGAUGGGACGGGUACGAAUGCCAUUAUACAAAGUCUUACGGAAGAAAACAGACUACUUCAAGAGAACCUACGACUUCAACAAGAGCUAAACCAGCAAAGAAGAUCACAAAGAACUCAUAAUGUAUUGAACCCUUCGCGGUCGACCAUCUAUCCAAUGGGUGGAGUAUAUCACCUAUCCGCUCAUUCGUUCCCCACGGAUCCUCCGCCGAGCUAUUAUUCAGUGAAUUAGGGCGCCGAUUUUUUCACCUAUAGUGGUAACAAAAUUAUUGACACCGUUUAUUGUUUACUGAUGCACUGUAUGAAACACAGUGCGUAUGUGUGAGUCUGCUCCAGCAUAACGACGCAUGACUUCUUGUUUGAGACGCUAUGAACAUCCCGAUGUUUGAACACAUGUUUGAAAUCACUAUUUUAUUGUACGAUCCAUGGGGCCUGUUUAUUAAAGGA